This is a messenger RNA of Jaculus jaculus (lesser Egyptian jerboa), 711 nucleotides long. RefSeq names its product thymosin beta 4 X-linked (gene Tmsb4x). The record is from RefSeq and is a predicted model, not a curated record. The transcript is spliced from 3 exons. Bases 172 to 306 code for a protein of 44 amino acids. Gene Ontology annotation, biological process: regulation of cell migration; actin filament organization. Gene Ontology annotation, cellular component: cytoplasm. NCBI's taxonomy places the organism in Eukaryota, Metazoa, Chordata, Mammalia, Rodentia, Dipodidae. Gene Ontology annotation, molecular function: actin monomer binding.
UCCGGAGAAGUGGCGCGAAGGAGUUAAGCGGGACUGCGGGUGACAUCACCUCAUUUACAUAGGAGCGCCAAUAUAACGGCGCUUGCCGAGGCCCUCCCAACAUUCGGCGGCAGCCACUACGCAGAUCGGACUCUUCUUGCUCACGCACCUCGCUCGGCACCCUCCGCAACCAUGUCUGACAAACCCGAUAUGGCUGAGAUCGAGAAAUUCGAUAAGUCGAAAUUGAAGAAGACAGAAACGCAAGAGAAAAACCCUCUGCCUUCAAAAGAAACCAUCGAACAGGAGAAGCAAGCCGGCGAAUCGUAAUGAGGCGAGCACCGCCAAUAUGCACUGUACAUUCCACAAGCAUUGCCUUCUUAUUUUACUUCUUUUAGCUGUUUAACUUUGUUAGAUGCAAAGUGGUUGGAUCAAGUUUAAAUGACUGUGCUGCCCCUUUCCCAUCAAAGAAUCCAGAACUACUGACAAAGCCGAGCCUGCCUCUCCCAUCUGCCAGGCUGGCUGGCUGGGAAGGAAAAGAACGUGCAUAUUGGUGAAGGAAAAAACUGGGUGGGAGGUGGUGAGAUCUAGAGUAAAAUCCAGGAUGGUCCAAGGUAUCCUGCGGGCUGUAAAAUGCAGUUUAAUCAGAGUGCCAUUUUUUUUUUUUGUUCAAAUGAUUUUAAUUAUUGGAAUGCACAAUUUUUUUAAUAUGCAAAUAAAAAGUUUUAAAACCUG